CAUAUUGUAUUCUUAUUAACUUAAUAAUUUACAGGACUUUUUUAUUCAUUAAGAAAUUCUACACAAAUACACAAGAUAUGAGAUACUAAAUCCUAUUUGAAUGGGGACAAAUCGAGUAAAUCAUAUUUGGGGAUGAUUGUUAUUACAAAAAAAACAAAAAAAAAAAGAAGGGGAAUGAUUAACAAUGAAUGCAAAACAUAAGGACGUAAAAAGAAGAAGGAGAAGAAAAUGGUUAAUUAGCUGUCCAAUUUUACGUAUAUUUGGACCGAGGCUGAUCAUUCAAGAUCAAUGUGUUAUAUAUAAAUAUGAUAACGCAUGUUUAUGCAUUAAAGAGAUCGAAUUGCUUAAAUACUAACUGGUUCUAGCUAGGUUUGAAUACCCCAUCAGCCGUUUGCUUUGUUUUUCUGAGUAUGUUCCUUUGGAUCACAAUUUCCGUUUUUAUUAUAAAUUGAUAAUAUCCAUCUUUUUUCACUAUAAAAAAGUGCCUAUUCCCUUAAUCAAUCCACUUGGUAUCCGAGUAUUCCUAGCUACAAUGGCUUCUCAAUCAAAUGAAUUGUUGUCUGCUUUGAUUUCUCUAUGUGUGAUAGCUUUCAUGAAAGUUUCCGUUGAUGGAGCUCCAAAAGUUCAAUGCUAUUUCAUUUUCGGUGAUUCUCUAGCUGAUAGUGGAAACAAUAACCCCCUUAGGACAUUUGCCAAAGCCAAUUACCCUCCUUAUGGAAUUGACUUCCCUAAUAAAACUCCAACAGGAAGGUUCUGCAAUGGUCUAACCACUGCGGAUAUAAUUGGUCCAUAUAACUCUGGCUCUUUGAUAUUUCCUGACCAAAUGGUACUAUUUCUCAUUUCAGGUCAACGUCUGGGUUUCACCAACUUGAUCCCUCCUUUUACCCUUGCUCAUGGCUCUACCAUACUUCAAGGUGUGAACUAUGCAUCUGCCUCGGCUGGAAUUCGGGAAGAAACUGGACGUCAUUUGGUACAUACAAUUUUUUUUGGAAUUGGUCAAAAUAUCUGCUUAGAUGGUCAGUUAAAUAACCACAGGGCUAUAGUGUCGCGCAUCACUGCCUUGUUAAAGACUAAAGCAGCAGCCAAAGCGCACCUAAGAAAGUGCAUUUAUUAUGUUGGAUUGGGCAGUAAUGAUUACAUUAACAACUAUUUCCUGCCUAAUUACCCAACAAGCAAAGAAUUCAACCCAGAUGAAUAUGCUGACGCUCUUAUUGAUCAGUAUGCCAAUCAACUAGUGGUCAAUAUUUUCUGCUCAAACAAAAAUUUCUUCAAUAUUUCUUUUCGUUUUGCUUGCUCUUAAUUCUUGGUUUCGGCUUAUUUGGUUGUGUUUGUGUUUAUAGUCAUUGUACCUCUCUGGGGCAAGGAAGGUUGCCGUGUUUGGAGUGGGACUAAUUGGGUGCACUCCAAGAGCGAUAUCUACGUCAAAAGGCGGUGGUUGCGCAAAUGCCAUAAACAAUGCAGCCCAGAUUUUCAAUAGGGAACUUAAAUCUUUGGUUGAUAGAUUGAAUAGAAAAUUCAGAAAUGCUAGGUUUAUUUUUGUGGAUAUUUUUGAAAUGUCGUCUGGAGAUCCUACAUCUUUUGGUAUAAAUAACCUCGGAACUUUAAAUUUUAGUUUUUCUUUUUUAAUUAUUUGUAUGGUUAUUAUUAUUAUUAUUAUUAGUAUUUUUAAUGGGGUUCUUGAAAUUGAUCAUCUUAAUUUUGCCGAUAUUCAUUUCAGGGUUCAAGGUUUUGAAUGUUGGAUGCUGCCCAGUCAAUAAACUUGGUUUAUGUGGUGAUCAUGUAAAUUCAUGUCCUAAUAGGAAAGAAUAUGUGUUUUGGGAUUCAUUCCAUCCUACCGAGGCUAUGAAUCAAAUUACUACAAACAGAUCGUUCACUGCUCUUAACCCUUCUGAUGCUUAUCCCUACGACAUCAGCCGCCUGGCUCAGCUUACACUCUAAUCACUUGGAGCUCUACAUCCUAUAUAUAGAAAGUAGACUAGAUUGCUUAUAUCCUAUACCACAGAAUGUUGAAUUAUAAUAUGACAAUGUGGUUUUUACAGUGUAAGAAUAUAAUUAGCAUGUGUUGUUGAUAAGAAAGUGGUAAUUCAAUAUAGAAUCAAAACAAAGAGAUUCAUAGAAGCUUAUUUAACAAGCCAAAGUAUACUUGUUCUCUAACUCCAUAAUGGAAAUGGGAGUAUUUUUGAAAUAGAAAGGAAGUAGAUGCCCAAGUAAAGGAAUAAUUGUAUAAUGGUGAAGGGAUAUGGAGUCCGUUAAGUCUCUCUGUCUAUAAUAACUCAGAUUAAAACCAAAAAUAAAUUUGAAUACGUAAAUUGAAACAACUAAAAAUAGAAGAGCUUUUUAAAAUUGGGAGACUAACAAGAUAUCCUAAGAAGUACGUUUAAAACGAUAAUUUAUUGUCAAAAUAAAUGUAUUGAGAAACUUCAAGUUCAAAAUAAUAAUAAUAAUAAUAAUAAACUAAUAUCAAUAUUUAAUUAAAUGACCUAAUAUUAAAAAUGCAGAGUUAUAACCCAUGAAGUUGCUAGCAUGUGUAAUGAGCUUUCCUAUUAAUGUCAACUUAACAAGUCACGCAUAUGCACCUAUCUAAUUCCACAUAUAUGGUAAAACUUCUAUAAAAUAAUACUUCUAUUGAGAAGAUCUGAUAAUAACACUGAACAACUAAAUUGGGAUACAUUGAGCAACUAUAUUGGGAUAAAUAUUAAAACGAAAGUACUAAAGUAUUUAUUCUUUUGUUAAUUUAAUCAAGUUUUAGCUGUUGGCCUGACACUCUAUCCCUCCAUUAUGUUCGACAAGGACUUUCUUUUUCCUUGCUUUCGAUUCUCCUUGGCUAUAUCAACUAUGGUUGUUGGACAUUCUAAUUCUUACAAUGUUCGACAAUGACAUUAACGUUUUUCCUUUUAGAACUGAUUAUAUAUAUAUGGAGGCUUGGCCCUACAAAAAAUAUGUGAAUUAUACAUAUAUAUAUAUAUAUAUAUAUAUACAAGUGGCUUUUAUGCUCAACAUCUGUAAGAUAUAUAUCCUAUUCCUUGAACAAGAGACAGUGCUUUUAUCAAUUACCAAAAUAGAAUAUAGGCAAAGUGGUGUUUUUCAUAUGAAAUGGACAGGAAAGCUAAUGACAUCACAAAACUACUAAAUCACAAGAUCGAAGAUGAUAAACUUGUUAGUUGGUGUCUCUUGCAAGAGUCUUAGUACAUUGCUUCAAGCAUUAAUGAUACAAACAAGAAAUCCCAUCUCCCUAUGCAUAUCAUGACAUACAUAGUAGUACAUUACAGUACUGUAAGUAGAGAAUUACUGACCAGGUCCUCCACUUACAGCAAACUGCAGCUUGAUU
Molecule: messenger RNA, 3328 nt
Organism: Ziziphus jujuba (common jujube)
Lineage: Eukaryota; Viridiplantae; Streptophyta; Magnoliopsida; Rosales; Rhamnaceae
Product: GDSL esterase/lipase At1g29660
Exons: 4
Coding region: 533-1300 (255 amino acids)
Molecular function (GO): hydrolase activity, acting on ester bonds
Source: RefSeq, a predicted model, not a curated record